UUCCACAUUCCCAUUUCCAUUCACCUUCGCAUCGAGAAUCAACAACACACCCAUGGCAAAAUCCGCAUCAUCCCUAUUGCAGAAACUGAAAGGUUUCAUCAAGAAGCCAUGGGAGUUUACAGGACCAGUUUCUCAUCCAGAGUACAAAUCAGCAUUACCAGGAGCACUUGAAUACCGUCUUUAUUGCCCCGCUACCACAAAGGAAAAAGCGAUUAUCCCAACUUCCGAUCCUGAAACCGUUUACGAUAUCAAGUAUUAUACUCGCGAUCAACGCCGUAACCGUCCUCCCGUUACUCGCACAAUCUACAAGAAGGCUGAUAUCGAGAAACUCAGGAAUGAAGCUAGCUAUGAUGUCUCUGAAUUUCCCCCAAUUUACCCUAACAUUAUUGUUGAGGAGGAUUACAAUGCUCGUGGCGGUGGAUACCAGUCAUAGGUUUGUGCUAUUCAUGGGAUUACUUUAUUGACCCAGUCAACUUUCUGUUUCUCUCAAUGCAAAGGUCUGAAGAGUCUUAGCACAGACCUGCAAUGAUUGUCUAUUUUGAAUGGGUGUAAGCAUUUUAUAUCAAUAAUAAAGGGUUACUAGCUGCUGUAAGUUUAACUACCUGUGUACUUAUUUGUGAACAUUGUAUGAGAAAGUAAAUUUCUUUAUUGACCAUUUUUUUUACAAAAGUUGCCUCAUUGACUUGA
Molecule: messenger RNA, 687 nt
Organism: Trifolium pratense (red clover)
Lineage: Eukaryota; Viridiplantae; Streptophyta; Magnoliopsida; Fabales; Fabaceae
Exons: 2
Coding region: 53-433 (126 amino acids)
Source: RefSeq, a predicted model, not a curated record